UUGUUCCCCUUAGGUUUCCUACAGCUCACUGUAAAACAUAAUUGUCAUCUUAAUUCAUGAACUAUUAUGUAACUGCCAAAAUUGGUCAUCGGAGAAAGAAUUACCAAUUCCAUCUGAUGACUCACCCUAAAUCUUGAAAUAUAAUAGCUUAACUUUCUGAUACUCUCUAUUCCAACAACAAAACGCAUAUCAUCUCAACAACAAACACCCCCCCUCCCCUUCAGAAUGUCUCUUGACUUGAAUGUUCCUACAGCCCUAGUGCUUAUCGACAACCAAGCAGCCUUCACUCACCCUACCUACUGGGGCACCUCUCGCUCCAAUCCCUCCUAUGAGCGCAACAUCCAAUCUCUUAUUCAAGUCUUCCGAGCAGCUAUUAAGAGCAAAUCAAGAGCGGGGAUCGCCAAAGAAAUCAUUCAUAUCUUUCACUCGUCUACUACGCCAAUUUCUCCACUCCAUUCCAAUGAUCCCGGGAACGGUAUUCGGCCACUUGAGUUCGCCCAGCCGGCGUCUGAUGGCUCCGAAGUGGUCAUGUGGAAGUGUGUCAAUUCUGGCUUCAUAGGUACCGAUCUGGAGGCUCAUCUUCGUGUGCGGGGUAUUCGGCAGGUCCUCUUUGCAGGGCUUACGACGGACCACUGUGUGUCGACCACGGUACGCAUGGCGGCGAACUUAGGGGUUGUGGACCAGUAUCCUGAUGGGCCGCUUACGCUUAAUCCGGAACAUGGCAUCCAUAACCAGGCCUGCGUGGAUCGGGGGCGUAUCAUACUUGUUGCAGAUGCCACAGCAACAUGGGCAAAGGGGGGCUUUGAUGCGGAAACUAUCCAUGCGGUCUCGGUGGCGAGUCUAGAAGGCGAGUUCGCCGACGUGAUGAAAACUGAAGAUGUUGUGAAAGCCCUUAGGCGGUCGAACGAAAUUGAUCUUUGAUGACCUUGUUACAUUUGUUUGAAACAUCCUCAUAGCUAGCCCAUGUUUUCUAUUAGCCAUGCUCCAUUCAUCUGCUUUCAU
Molecule: messenger RNA, 1002 nt
Organism: Aspergillus alliaceus
Lineage: Eukaryota; Fungi; Ascomycota; Eurotiomycetes; Eurotiales; Aspergillaceae
Product: cysteine hydrolase family protein
Exons: 1
Coding region: 226-921 (231 amino acids)
Source: RefSeq, a predicted model, not a curated record